CAAAUUUGUUAUCUAAAAAAACAAAAAAAAAAAAAAUCAAAAUUGUAUUUUAGCACAUAAUGAGUACCUGUGUUGAAUGUGGUGCUUCUGUUGCUAAUUUAUAUACUCAAUAUAGUAAAGAUAACAUUCGUCUAACAACAUGUGAUCAUUGUAAUCAAUUUGCAGAUAAAUAUAUUGAACAUGAUUUCGUGAUUGUGUUUAUUGAUAUGUUACUUCAUAAACCACAAGUAUACAGACAUUUAUUGUUUAAUAGAAUAACUGAACAAGAUGGACUUGAACCCCACGUAUUUCGUUUUGCAAUAUUAUUAAUUUUAUUUGAAGUAUAUAUAAAAUGGUUUAGAUUAGAAAGAUAUUAUACUGAGUAUGAUUCAAAAUUCACUCAGUUGCCUCUUUAUGGCCAAUACUUGUAUCUGUUAGCCAUUUGUGUAUUUGAAUUCAUUAUUUUUCAUUGUUGUGUCAAUUUAAUCAUUCGAUUGUAUUAUUUUAUGAAAAAUGAAAAAAGCAAGAAAGUCAAAUACAACUAUGUUUCAAUGGCUUUAAUAAUAUCAAGUUUUGGUAAAAUGCUUUUAAUUUUUAUGGUUAUUUGGGAUUAUAGACAAUUGGAAUACUCUUGGCUUGUGAGUAUCAUUGUUCUAGCAUCAAAUACAGAAGCCUUAUCAGUUUACUUGAAUAUACCUUAUUUUCAUACUUUAUUGAUUAUCUUUAUUGGCAUCUUAAGCAGAAUCUGGGCUCAAUAUUUUUUCUUAUAUUUUACUUAUGAUAAUGAUAUAAAAAGCUUAACUACCUAUGUACUGAAUAGAUCAAAUUGGAUAACCAUCUAAUGAAUUAAAUAAAUAUUUAUGUGUGUAUUUAUUUUAAUUGGAUAAA
Molecule: messenger RNA, 867 nt
Organism: Cokeromyces recurvatus
Lineage: Eukaryota; Fungi; Mucoromycota; Mucoromycetes; Mucorales; Mucoraceae
Product: Arv1-like family-domain-containing protein
Exons: 7
Coding region: 60-821 (253 amino acids)
Biological process (GO): intracellular sterol transport; regulation of plasma membrane sterol distribution; sterol metabolic process
Cellular component (GO): cortical endoplasmic reticulum; Golgi apparatus
Source: RefSeq, a predicted model, not a curated record